GCCGCGUUUGACAGUUCUCACACGAGUAAAUAAACAAGCAUCGGAAUUUUGACCGUUCUGAGUCGGAUUUCGCCGAUUUCUCAAAAUUUCAUCAGAUUUCUAAAAAGUUGAGUGAGUUCCGACCGCAAUGUUGCUGCGAAACAUCGAGCUGGAAAAGGCGGCCUGCAUGCUGGUCAACUGGUACGAUCAGUUCCGCAAGAACACCAUCAAGGCCCAGAUCGUUCCCGUUCCGGACGAUGUUUUGGAGUAUCUCCGGCAGGAUUUGGUCAUUUUGCCAAAGGAGUGCUCCGUGCUAAGCUCGUCCGAUACUUCCAAAACGAAGCACUUCAACACCUAUAACGAUGAGUUCAGCGACGAUGAGGAGGAGCUGCCCGCCUUCCCGGAAUUCAGUAAAAAACUUUCCGAUUCCAUCGAGAAGCUGGGCGGAUCGGCAUUCCUCAAAAGUGACUGGCACAGUCCGAAGGACGCCCAGUGGAUCACGCUGGGGCAGAGUUUGAAAGUCAAGGACAUCACCGACGCGUACCAGCUGCUCAAGGCGUCCAGCUUUUGCAAGGAGGACUUUGCCGAGCGUUCGUCGCCGGCCAACGGCGGCGGCUUCCACGUGGUGCUCAAGAAGUGGUGCGACAUCCAUCCGGGCUCGGAGUUCCGGUGCUUCGUCAAGGGUCGCUCUCUGGUGGCCAUCUCGCCGCGGCAUUGGCCCUCGUACCACGAGCACAUUGCCACCGAGCGGAACGACAUCGUCAGCGAUAUCGUGUCGCUGUUCAAGGAGAAGAUCAAGGAGGCGUUCCCGCUGAAGGAUUACGUCUUCGACGUGUACCGGCCGGCCAAGGACCACGUGGUCAUCAUGGACUUUAACGUGUACGGCAAGGGCCACUCGGACAGCCUGGCGUUCGACUACGACCAGCUGGAUGCGGACGCGGUCACGGCCACGAUCGAGGAGGAGGACGUGCCGGAGUUUCGCUACCUGCCAGAGGAUUGCGGGAUCCAGCCAAAUCCAAGGAACAACUACGGAUUUCCGCAGGAUGUUCUGGAGAUGUUUCAGGGAGCGAGCGGUGCAACGGGACAACCGGCGGAGGGUGACGGGUUGAUCCACAGGCUGAUGGACGAGUGGAACCUGCAAACGAAUGGGGACGAUGAUGAUGAAUAAGCUUUGAAUGAUGCAAAA
Messenger RNA from Culex quinquefasciatus (southern house mosquito), 1165 nucleotides. RefSeq names its product cell division cycle protein 123 homolog. Gene Ontology annotation, cellular component: cytoplasm. The record is from RefSeq and is a predicted model, not a curated record. Bases 128 to 1147 code for a protein of 339 amino acids. NCBI's taxonomy places the organism in Eukaryota, Metazoa, Arthropoda, Insecta, Diptera, Culicidae. The transcript has 3 exons.